AUGCCUGAAGCCCCUAAGCGCCUCUCAGCAAGGAAGCCGUUGGGCCAGCUUCCUGUGAAUUUGGCUUCUCGAUCAACAAAACCCGAUUUCAGACAUGCCAAACAUGAGUCUCGUACAACACGAGACCUGGGAUCUCUAGAACCAGCUUAUGCUGCAAUCCCAUCGUCUGAAGAUGGACUAAUACGCCAGCACUUUGAUCCUAUUCGCUCGGACGCUGCCCCUGGCACGGGUCUGGAGCUGGCGGCCGCUUUGCACGGCAUGACCUUGUCUACAUCCAGAUCAGCUACGCCUGACUCGGAAUCACAAAGCUAUAGCGAGGCCCACCGGUCCCAUUUUGCAGAGAUCGAAGAGGAUUCUGACUGCGACGCCGCUGGUGCCGAAGCUUAUGACGACGAUAGCGAUGCUACAGACUACGAAGGCCCCCAGGAGCCCAAAUGGAACAAACAGAUCUUCAACAAGCUACAGACAGUAAUGAAGACCUUCUCUCGGGCCACGCUCGACGAGCUGGACGAGGACACUUACGACGUGACCAUGGUUGCUGAGUAUGCGCCGGAAAUCUUCAACUAUUUGCAUGAACUUGAGCACAUGUACGCUGCUGAUGCCGACUACAUGGCCAACCAAGACGAGUUGCGCUGGGAAAUGCGUGGCGUGCUCAUUGACUGGGUCGUCCAGGUCCACCAGCGUUUUAAUUUGCUCCCGGAGACUUUGUUUCUUACGGUCAACUAUAUUGAUCGUUUUCUCAGUCGCCGAAGAGUGUCUUUGCUGCGUUUCCAGCUUGUUGGAGCCGUGGCUCUCUUCAUUGCCGCCAAGUACGAAGAGAUCAAUUGUCCUACUGUCCAAGAAGUUGCAUACAUGGCUGAUAAUGCCUACAGCAUCGAAGACUUCCUCAAGGCCGAGAGAUUCAUGAUCGACGUGCUCGAAUUCGAUAUGGGCUGGCCAGGACCAAUGUCUUUCUUAAGACGCACUUCCAAGGCCGACGACUACGACUACGAAACACGUACGCUCGCCAAGUACUUUUUGGAAAUCACCAUCAUGGACCACCGUUUUGUCGCCUCGCAGCCAUCGUGGCUUGCGGCUGGCGCCCACUAUCUCCUGCGGAAGAUGCUCAACAAGGGGGCUUGGACAGACGCUCAUGUCUUUUACUCUGGCUACACAGAGGAACAGCUCAAACCGCUUGCACGCAUUAUGAUGGAAAUGUGCUCCAACGCCGAGUCGCACCAUAAAGCCAUCUACGAGAAGUACCAGGAAAGACGCUACAGAAGAUCCCUGUUGUUCGUGCAAGAGUUCUUGAGAGCAAUGCGUUCGCCCAAAGACGAGUAG
Messenger RNA from Candidozyma haemuli, 1320 nucleotides. RefSeq names its product B-type cyclin (gene CLB4). Lineage: Eukaryota; Fungi; Ascomycota; Pichiomycetes; Serinales; Metschnikowiaceae. Gene Ontology annotation, molecular function: cyclin-dependent protein serine/threonine kinase regulator activity. Gene Ontology annotation, cellular component: cytoplasm; nucleus; cyclin-dependent protein kinase holoenzyme complex. Bases 1 to 1320 code for a protein of 439 amino acids. Gene Ontology annotation, biological process: regulation of cyclin-dependent protein serine/threonine kinase activity; mitotic cell cycle phase transition. The transcript has a single exon. The record is from RefSeq and is a predicted model, not a curated record.